AUGCGCAAAGCUGACACCACGAUCCCACUGAAGCUGGGCAACCUUCGACAGGAACUCGAAGAAGAGAGAGCUCUCCUCCGCUAUCGAUGCCGCGAAGGUGACCCGUACGGUGUCUUCCCUUCCUUGCGCAAACGGACGCGGAAACAGCGGGAAGUGUCUCUGCUCCUCCAAUCGUCAAUCGAGAAGCUAUGGCUACAGUUCAAGAAUAUUGAACGGCCAUUCCUCAUAGGAAAUUCGCUGCGCGCAGAGCAGGUCCAGAGGGGCGACUACUGGGGUGAAAGCGAUAUCGAAGAGAAACCCCGUGCCAGACCAGAUAAGACCAGGACAAGGGACCGGGUGGAUUUGGCCGAAGCUGGAUUGGCUCCUGACCAACAGCCUCGUUACUAUCGGACUGAUCUCGCCCAUCGUUUCAUCUGGUGGCAAAGUGUAUCAGCUGUCGAGGACAUGUUGAAUCAGGUCCAACGUAUUCAGAUCCGCAGGAUGGAGAGAGAUGUAUUUGAAACCGAUGAAUUGGUGAAGCGUUGCUUGAACACGCUAAAAGGCUCAGGCGGCCGUGGAAGAAGCGUACGUGGAGGCUUUAGCAGUAGUGGUGGUGGAAGUGGAGGACGUGGUGGUGGCAUUGGAGCCGUCAGAAGACGUAACGUGAGAUCGAGAACGGGCACCCUAAUGAAUCCAGGUCGACGCAGUAGCGCAGCUGGUGAGUACUUCCGAGAAGUUGAAGAAAAGGAAAUCAGACGGGUACGCUCGGAGAGUGGCGGACCUCGAGAGGGUCAAGCAAGUAAUACAGGACGGCGCCGCAACCGAAGCCCAGCGCCACGGUAUGAGUACGAAGUCAUUCACCCGGGAAGAAUCUCUGUUGAUGUGGGUGGUGGUGAGCCUGGGCGGUUUGAGCGGAUUGUGCGGAGGAGAAGUUAUAGUCGCGACCGCAGUCGAGGCAGAUAG
Messenger RNA from Fonsecaea multimorphosa CBS 102226, 942 nucleotides. RefSeq lists its product as uncharacterized. Bases 1 to 942 code for a protein of 313 amino acids. The record is from RefSeq and is a predicted model, not a curated record. The transcript is spliced from 2 exons. NCBI's taxonomy places the organism in Eukaryota, Fungi, Ascomycota, Eurotiomycetes, Chaetothyriales, Herpotrichiellaceae.